Messenger RNA from Saccostrea cuccullata (small rock oyster), 550 nucleotides. RefSeq lists its product as uncharacterized. The transcript is spliced from 4 exons. The record is from RefSeq and is a predicted model, not a curated record. NCBI's taxonomy places the organism in Eukaryota, Metazoa, Mollusca, Bivalvia, Ostreida, Ostreidae. The annotation marks the transcript as partial.
AUGGAAAGUAAAGAGGUAUCCACAUCCCAAACAAUUAUUUCUCAGGAUCACACUAUACAAGUGCAGGAAGGGAUACAUUUGGUGCCAGUGUUGGUCCCCUCGGUUACCAUUCUAGGGAUCAUUUCUGGAAUUGCAACGAUUAUGUGGAAAAGAAAGCGGUGCAAAACAUUCUUCAGAAGAAAACAUUCUGGAAAUAAUGAUAAUGUCAACAUCUUUGAAAAAGAAUCAUUGCUUAAUACAUCUAAUGAGUAUGGCGGGGAGAUGCUGCCGUUGCAUAAUGUCAAUCAAGAACACACAAACAGAAAGAGGAAAAUAACAAUGUCUGAUGAGCACGUUGGCCUUGAAAAUGAUCCAGAUAUAUCAGAAAAUUGGAAUGCAAAUAAAGAGAUCACAAUAACCACAGACAAAUACCAUCAAGACGACGCCAUGUACAACAAAUAUAUCCAUGAAGAAGGACUUAAAGAACAAAAAAAAAAAGAUUAUGGCUUCCUCCAGUACAAAAGACGACAGGAUUUUGCUCUGAAUCUCUGCAAAACAUCUUACCUUCAAA